AGUACCGAAGUCUUCAGUUACUGACCAUCCUGCAGAGAAAGAAGAAAGAAAAGAUCUCGUUUGAAGGAGAGUCGAUACGCACGCGGUAUACCCUGUGACAUGAAUGGGUAAGAACGGUGUACUAGUAUUAGUGUUUCCGUUAUGUGUUACUUGACGUGAAUUGUAUAUUCCGAGAUUCCUUAUUGUGCGAAUAACUUAAGAUUCUUUUACAUGUGCACUUCUUAAUAUGUGUCGUUGCCUGGUGUUUUGACGCUGAUGAUAAUACCAUUUUUGGACAACAAAGCCACGAGAUAUGAUGCGGUGCCUUGCACGCUAUCUCAGGCGACUCAGUUCAGUGCCUUCACCAUGCAUAUUCUUUUGUCUCAUUCUGAUAAUGAGUGUAUCACAUAGCGCCAGCGAUAUAUGGCCACUGGACAGGCCAGAAGGCAUGCCAGCCAUUCAGUCCCUGGAGGUGAUGUGCGGAAAGGAUCACAUGGACGUUCACCUAACGUUUUCCCAGCCCUUCGAGGGCAUCGUGUCGUCGAAGGGUCAGCACGGUGACCCUCGGUGUGUCUACGUUCCUCCGGCUACGGGACAAACAUUCUUCUCGUUUCGCAUAGCGUACGCAAGGUGUGGAACUAAGCCCGAUCUGCACGGGCAGUUUUAUGAGAAUACCGUAGUGGUGCAGUACGAUAAAGAUCUGCUGGAAGUGUGGGACGAGGCCAAAAGGCUAAGGUGCGAGUGGUUCAAUGAUUAUGAGAAGACUGCUUCGAAACCCCCUAUGGUCAUCGCUGACCUCGAUGUUAUUCAGCUCGAUUUCCGUGGUGAUAACGUAGAUUGCUGGAUGGAAAUCCAACAUGGUAAAGGACCUUGGGCUCCACCGGUUAGUGGAAUCGUACCUCUUGGUUCUACGUUAACUCUAGUUGUUGCAAUAAAUGACUAUCGAGGAGAAUUCGACAUGAGAGUGAAAUCCUGUGUAGCUUCCGACGGUACUGGCCACGUGAUUCAAUUAUCGGACGAAUUUGGUUGCGUUCUGAGGCCGAAAAUGAUCAGCAGGUUCCUGAAGGCUCGAGGUGCCGACGAACGAGCGUCGGUUAUUACGUAUGCAUUCUUCCAUGCGUUUAAGUUUCCUGAUGCUCUUAGUGUUCACAUUAAAUGCAAGGUGGAGAUAUGUAGGCAUGGAUGUCUGGACCAUUGCCAAUUGCAGCCCGAGGGUGCUGGUGAUAUUCAUGCAGAUUUAUCGCAUUAUGUUAAUCAUUUGGAAAGAAAGGACGAUGGAUUGUCUUCGGAAGAAAAACUCUCAGACCCUCCUCACCAGAACGUCGACGACGAGGACUUACUCUAUGAGGAAGUCCUCAUGAAGGACGACGCCGGCUCCUCGUCGGACGGGAAGGUAGCUGGUGCAGUGAAGUUGUCGCUGAGCGGUAGUCAUCUAGGAAAUAACAGAAUACAGUCCAAGAAGAAGCCGGAUGAAGCAGUAGAUUCGAGCGAGGAGACAGAACCUGAUCUAACGGGAAUGUCGGAUAAGGAAGUAUUUCCAUUACCUGCAAAGGACAAAUUCCCACACGGUCCAAGAAAUAUCAACGAACCUUCAUUUGGACCUAGAAGUCUGGAUACUGACCUGUUUCCUGAUGAAAUGUUAUCAAGACAGCAGGAAACAUUAGAUACAUCCAGCGAUAACGAAUUCUCCACCAGAGAUAAAUCUCAGUCUCUAGAAGGAAGAAGGAAAAGAUCUGUUAUCGUGUCGGACAGGAAAGCUCGAAGUACAGAUGUAGGCGUAAGCAGCCUCUACGAAGUAAUUUCCGAGGCUGAUCUGGCGUUUAGUCCAGAUAGCCGGGCCGAGGCCGUAACAGUGUUCCAAGGACGCAUCCGAGAGGAAGUCGUUUACGGAAUUUGCAUGCCAGUUCCUGGAUUCAGCCUCCUUUUCGUGCUGGUGGCUCUAUCCGCGGUGAUAUCCGCGCUCGUCGCUGGAUCGCUUCUUUAUAGGUAUCAACUCCAAAAAGAACAUCUAGCAGAACAAGCCCAAGGUCAAAAUGGUUCGAUUCCAAUGAGCACUUUCUCCAACUGGAUGGGGCUGAGGUUGCUGAGAGCCAAAUGCACCAGUAGUUCCUCCAGGCGGACGACGAAGCAAAACGGCGAAGUUGAUAGUUCUAUGGUAAUGAAUGGUAAAUCUACUGUUCACUGAAGUGGUGUGAAGAUGGUAGAAAAAAUGGCUCAAAAAUUUAAGUAUAAACAAUAUGCAUGAAGCCAGUGGCGAAGUUUGAUAUCUCUUUGUGGUAAAGGCUGUACAGAAUAGUUUAGUGGUUUAGUGACAGUUGUGUUAUCAACAGGACGACCUAUACUGUACAUUAAAAGAAAUGGAAGGGAGUUAAACUGUAUCUUGCAUUGAAGUAAAUCUGCAUCUUCAACAUUAGGAAUGUUAAUUUUGUAUAUCUUCAAAUAAGUCAGAUGUCCAACUUUUUCAUAGGUUUCAUCAAAAAAUAUGUGUAAUUGGUUCGUUUUAUUUUAUAAAGAUGAAGAAUAUCUUGUAGCAACUGAUUCACCACUGAUGUGUUAAUCAAAAAAUGUACUUAUUGUUGGAAUAUACAAAAAUAUUCUACACGGCCUUCUCACAGGAAUGUAUGGUGAAUCUGUAGCUAUUUCUAUCUUCUCUUUCUAUUGACAUUUUAAAAUAAAAUUAACCAAACUUAUGCCAAUAGAGGGAUAUUAGCAUUAUGUCGUAUAUGAAACUUAAAAAAGUUCCUUAAUUUCUUUGUUCCUUUAACAAUAAAGAACAAUUCAUAAGUUUUUGGAAUUUUUUUGAACAAACUUAGAAUAUUUUAGGCAAUAAGUAUUUAAUAUUCUUUUGUAAAUGGUAUUAUAAGAAUAAUUUAUGGAAUUAGUUAUAGAGAAUAUGAUAUUGUUAUAUAUUUGGGUAAUAAAUACAAACUGCUGAAACAAUUAUAUAGGAGAAAGAAAUAUAAAAAAAUAUGUAGCGGAAUAUUGAAGCUUAUGUCUGUAUUUAUUUUACAGUUCCUUGAAAUUUGUAAAAAGGUGUCAACUCGUAAAUGAAAAACAAUUCAGAAUUAGUAGGAAUUAGUAAAAAUAUUCCAACAAUAAAACAGUAUAGAUUUAGGUCUCGUUACUUUUAAAAGUUUUGGAUAAUGUUAUAUCAAAAAAUUUGUAAUAUAGGUUGGCUAUUGACUGUGCAAUUAAACUGGAGAAUAAAAAUUUUUUUUAAUGUAGUAAUAUAAUUAUUCUUAAGAGGAAACAGUAGCGAUCAACAGGUAGCAAAAACGCGUUCCAAGAUUGCGGUUGUAAUUUUGAAUAUUUUUUCGAGAUAUUUGGCACACGUAUUCGUAAUAUAAUAAAGAAUGGCGGUACAGAGCCCAAUUUGAAAAAUAUAUUAAUAUGUGGAAAUUACUCUGUAAUUAAAUACAAUAUUAAAAAAACGAGCCUGUACCGCCAUUAAGAAGAACAAAAAAAUACACUUUCUUCAAAUAAACUUUUUUAUCCGAUGCCUAGAUUUUGUGUCAUUUUGGAACUACCAAUGAAAUAAAAAAUUUUAGUAGUUCCAAAAUGACACAAAAUGUAGGCAUCGGAUAAAAAAGUUUAUUUAAAGAAAGUGUAUUUUUUUGUUCUUCUUAAUGGCGGUACAGGCUCGUUUUUUUAAUAUUGUAUUUAAUUACAGAGUAAUUUCCACAUAUUAAUAUAUUUUUCAAAUUGGGCUCUGUACCACCAUUCUUUAUUAUAUUACGAAUACGUGUGCCAAAUAUCUCGAAAAAAUAUUCAAAAUUACAGCCGCAAUCUUGGAACGCGUUUUCGCUACCUGUUGAUCGCUACAGUUUCACCUUAAUGAAUUGUUGGUUAGAUUAGUUAAAGUUGGGUUUUAUUUUUUUAAUACUCAACUUUUGAGCCCCAUCUAAUUCUACACUUUAUGACAAAGUCAUUGCUUCUAAGUCGUUUUCUUCUUUAAGCGCUAUAUUAGGUCGUCCCAAUGUUGGAAAUUACAUUGGCGAGUUGCUGACGGUAUUCAGCUAUACUCUGGGCUAAUUAGCAAAAUACAAGGAAAAGUUAUUUACCAGCAAUUUUAUUGCUGGAAUCGAAUCGUAUUAUUCUAUAUAUUAAUUAUAUAGGUCCGCAAAGUCCGCAGAUGGUGUGCUACUUUUUUUAUAAACAAAAUGGCGCCCGAAAAUCGUGUUCUUUUUCAAUUUUUGCUCUAUAACUCAAAAGAUUUGAACUUUACACCAAAAUCAACUAAAUAAAAAUUCACCGCAAUUAAAUUCUGCAUAGAAACGUGUUUUUCCCGAUUUACUUCGAAGAAAAUUUUCCCCAGAAAAUGAGGGUUUUUCUAACAAAAUCUCUAAUUUUUAACUAAAAUUUUAGAUAAGUAAUUGUUUAUCAAUAAUUAAAUAACUUGGUAAUGUAAAACCUCUUUUCGCAUAGAUUAUAAUUCCAGAAGCCGAUGAAAAUUGAAUGAACACUUUAGCAACAAUUGAAUUGUGAACUAAAAAAAUUAUUGUCGCUAUAAUAACCACAAUAAUUAUGAUACAUAAGAAUAACUAUGAUUUUUGUAUAAAAAGACACUGUACCUAUUUAAUGUAGUUCACAGAAUUGAAUUUGGAUUAUUUAAACGGCCCAGGAAUAUUUUAAAAUUAUAAACAAUUUUUUGGCUUAUAAACAAAUAGAUUAUCUUGGGAAAUAUUAAAUUAAUUUAAAUCAUGAAAACGGUAUUGGAAAAAAAGCGGCAAAAAGUUCUCAAAAAGUGCUCUUUUAAAAGCAAAAACGUUUAAUUGUGAUAAGUGGUUCCUGAGAUACAACCCGUCAAAGUAGACCGGCAUUUACGGCAAAUGUAUAAACAAUAGGAUCGUAAUUUUCGAACCAUCACCUUUUUACUUUGUCCUCUUUCUCUACACCAGUUUUCAUAUCUUUGAAAUACUUAUAACAUAUAUUAUUAUGAUAAAUACUAUCGAUAUAUACGAGUGAAAAUUGCCAAUAAUAGCAAAAUUCCAAACAAAAAUUAGGUUGGAGAAAAUGUAAUCUCAAAGUUCAAAAUCGGUACCUAUACGUUAAAAAAAUGCGUUUUCUCGGCUUCCCAUGGAGCAAUUUCCUUCAUUCUUUUUUUGUUCCAGAGUAACUCGAGUAGAGCCAUCUAACUGACGCAUUAUUAAAUGUCAAACUUGCUUUUGUUUUGUUAUAAUAUAUUAAUUUAUUUAUAAGAAAAGAAAACUACAUAUUUUUCCAGUUGUGGACUUUUUUUAGAUAAACUUACUACAAGUGUACAUUUUAACGUUAAAAACACAAAUAUUCUCAUUUGAAAGCUGCAUCAUUAUUUAAAAAAAUUUUAUUUAAACAAAUUAAAAAUUUUUGUUAUAAUAAAUAAAUUAAUUUAUUAUAACAAAACAAAAGCAACUUUGACAUUUAAUAAUGCGUUAGUUAGAUGGCUCCACUCGAGUUACUUGGGAACAAAAAAUAAUAAAGAAAAUUGCUCUAUGGGAAGCCGAGAAAAUGCAUUUUUUUAACGUAUACCGAUUUUAAACUUUGAGAUUACAUUUUCUCCAACCUAAUUUUUGAUUGGAACUUUACUAUUUUUGGCAAUUUUCACUCGUAAUGUCGAUAGGUUUUACUAUAAUAUUAUAUGUUAUGAGUAUUUUAAAGAUAUGAAAAUUAGUGUAGAGAAAGAGGACAAAAACAAAAAGGUGACGGUUUGAAAAUUAUGAACAUAUUGUUUAUAUCUUUGCCGUAAAUGCCGAUCAAAUUUGACCGACUGUAUCUCAGGAACCACUUAUCACAAUUAAGCGUUUUUGCUUUUAAAGAAGCGCCCUGUCGCUUUUUUCCAAUACCGUUUUCAUGAUUUAAUUUAAUUUAAUAUUUCCCGAGAUAUUCUAUUUGUUUAUAAGCCAAAAAAUUGUUUAUAACUUUAAAUAUUCCUGAGGCCGUUUAAAUACUAGAUUAGAUAGGUACAGUGUCUUUUUAUACAAAAAUCGUAGAUAUUCUUAUGUAUCAUAAUUAUUGUGGUUAUUAUAGCGGCCGUAAAUUUUUAAUUAAAUUCAAUUGUUGCUAAAAUGUUCAUUAAAUUUCCAUCGGCUUCUGGAAUUAUAAUCUAUGCGAAAGGGGCUUUUAUAUUACCAAGUUAUUUAAUUAUUGAUUAACAAUUACUUAUCUAAAAUUUUAGUUGAAAAUUAAAGAUUUUGUUGGAAAAACCCGCAUUUUCCGGGGAAACCUUUCGUCGAAGUAAAUAGGGAAAACACGUUUCUAUGCAGAAUUUAAUUGCGGUAAAUUUUUAUUUAAGUGUUUUUGGUGUAAACUUAAAAUCUUUGGAGUUAUAGAGCAAAAACUGAAAAAACACGAUUUUCGGGCGCCAUUUUGUUUAUAAAAAAAGUAGCACACCAUCUGCGGACUUUGCAUACCUAUAUUAUUAAUGUAUAGAAUCAUAAGAUUCGAUUCCAGCAAUAAAAUUGCUGGUAAAUAACUUUUCCCAAAAAUGGCCUAUUCACCGAAAAUCUGCCCAGACUAUUAUUCCUCUGCGGUAAUCGAUUUACCUAUACCUGUCAUGAUAAGAUGAAGGAUGCUGUACCAGUUUCUUCUAAGAGCACGCCCUGGAUAUGAAAUUUUUCUUUAGUUUAAUAUUUUUCAGUAACUCUCUGAUGACAUUUGCUCUAUUUAACACUGCUCUAUUUAAAUUUAUUUGCUCUGUCUAGGGUAUUCGGAACAUGUUUCUAUGCAACCAUAUCUCAAACGCCUAUACGAUUAUAAUCGUAUCAGCUUUCAAAAUCCAGAUCUCAGUGUUAUGUAACAACACUGACCAAAUAUAGAAUUUGUUCAUUCUUUGACGUAAUUUUAAGUUUAAGCUAUGGUUACAGAAAAAUGAUUUAAUUUUUAGAAACGUUGUGUGAGUUGCUUCAAUUUUGCAUUUGAUCUCUCUAGUUGAUUUGUAAUGUAACAUUCCAGAUAUUAAGAGUGAGCAACUCUUUCAAUGCUUUGUUAGUCUAUCUGUGGAAAGCAUUAUUGUAGGUUUGGCGACUAAAUAUCAUAAAUUUUGUAGUAGUGGGAUAUAUUUUAGAUCCAUUUCUCUUCCUUUUUUGUUUGCGCAAUCUCCUGAAAGCUCUGGAAACUGUGGCAUGAAGUAACAGUGUCGUCAGCGUGUCUGAGGUUACUGUGACUCAGCUUACCAUUGAUUUUCACUCAAAAGUCAUUACCUUGCAAAGAAAUAUAACAGUAGAAAUAAAAUGCAUUCCUGUCUGACACCUCAGUAAAUAUAGUAGGUACCUACUGAAUGUAAAAUUCGUCGGUUAAUUUCCCAUCGACUUAUACGAGUGCUUUCUAAUUCCAAUACAAGCUUUAUGAUACGUAGGUCCCUACUAUCACUGCCUUCUUAAUACGUUCAAAAGCGUUCCAUGCUGUACCCUAUCAAAAGGGGUUUAGUAAUCGAUGAAAGUCACAUAAAAUAUUAACGUUGGUAGGGACAUUUUUGAAGAAAUAUAAUUAAACCAAAAAGUGCCUCACGUGUAUCCAGCACAUUUUUAAUCCAAUCUGGAUUUCAUUUAGGUCUCUUCCGCUAGGACUUCUUAUUCUUCUAUUCUAUGCGAAUAAAAAGUUUCAAUGUGUGGCUCAUCAGGUAAUUAACGUAUAAUUAUCGCAUCUUUUUGUCCGCUGCUUCUACGGAAUUGCUAUAAAACACACUUAACACUAGAAAGUCUGGCUUAGCAUACCUACCUAGAAAGCCCGAAGGCAUCAUUUUGGAUCCACGUUCUUUAAUCAAUUAAAACUCAGUUUAAAGAAAUUAAAUCUACUGUAGACGGUAUAAUCUGAUUUUAUUUUUUACUUUCAUUGAGUAACACAUUCGCUGCCUAUCAAAAACAUUCGGAACACCAUUAGUCGAGGAAAUGAAGCAUUUUGGCUCGCAAUUUUUUCGUCCAGCAUGGAUUUACUUUAAAUUUUCACAGAAGGUAGGGAAUAGUCCAAGGAUCAUUUUCUAUAUCAUGCCGCUGUACGCUAAAACCUUGGGGGUGGUUGCCACCCCAUCUCGGGGGUGGAAAUUUUUUAUUAUAUUUUAACCAUGUAAAUCGAUGUAGAGAGUGAUUCUAAGAAAAAAAUGUUUUUUACAUUUUCUUCGUAAAACUAAUAUUUUUCGAGUUAUUCGCGCUUAAAUGUAACAGUUUUUCGUCGAAAAAAUCGACUCUUUUAGAGGGUUUUUUGAGAAUACCUCGAAAAAUACGCAUUUAAUCAAAAAAACUUCAAAUAACAAAAUUGUAUCUUUUAGUAACAUAAACUAAAUUCUUUUUCUGCAAUAUCUUUAAGACCAAUAUAAACCGAGAUACGGCAUGUUAAAUAUCAGCUUUUCUCGUCAAAUUCAUAAUUUAAAAUAUUUAAAGCCAAAUAACGGGAAAACUUUGCAUUUUUCGAGGAAAACUAAAAUAAUCUUUUUUCAACUAUAAAAUAAAUCCCUUCAAAGAAUAAAAAUAAAAAAAUUCUAUCGUGAAAAUAGAACGACUUAUGAUCAAAAAAAGGUCGGUACCUGCUUUUUUUCUACGAAAAAAUCAGUGAAAAUAAUCCCCUAACUACCCUCCUAAUUAUAAAUUGGUUUUCACCUUUCUGUAGUUCCUUGUAUAUUUGUAUUGUCAAUACACCCAAGAAGUUUGACCUAUUUAAAUGGCCUAAUUUUCGAAAAAUUGGAGUUUAAAGAAAAAUUGAUUUUUUGCAAUUUUGUAUUUUUUACCUUUUACUUCAAAAUCUCUCCGAAAAUACUGGAGAUAUGAAAAAAGUGAUAAACAACUGAAUUGUAGCUUUUUUAAUGAUUAAAAUUAUAUUGUUCAUAGAUUUCCCUUAGAGUGAAGAGAUAGCGAGAUAUAGCUGUUUAAAACCUCUAUUUACGAGCAAACACCCCCUUAUUCGAGCUCUGUAAACCCACUCCAAUUAAAAACUAAGGAAUCUAA
Diabrotica virgifera virgifera (western corn rootworm) is the source of this 8894-nucleotide messenger RNA. RefSeq lists its product as uncharacterized. Bases 293 to 2164 code for a protein of 623 amino acids. The transcript is spliced from 9 exons. NCBI's taxonomy places the organism in Eukaryota, Metazoa, Arthropoda, Insecta, Coleoptera, Chrysomelidae. The record is from RefSeq and is a predicted model, not a curated record.